Hymenoscyphus albidus is the source of this 3636-nucleotide messenger RNA. The record is from the annotation of a GenBank genome assembly. NCBI's taxonomy places the organism in Eukaryota, Fungi, Ascomycota, Leotiomycetes, Helotiales, Helotiaceae.
AUGCCGCCCAAAUUUGUACCUAGACAGCGAAAGCACAAGGUCAUUGCGCGACUGAAGAACAAUGGCGAAAAAUCACAGCCUCCCGUCGUCGAUUCCAAUGCCGCCGAGCACAUUCCUGCAGCGAAAUCCGAGCUCGAGGAGAAGAAACUCCGUAUGAAAGAGGAACUGCGAAAAGAAGGGCAGAAGAUCAGCGGAAAGAGAGCAAAGCGAUUGGAGAAAUAUAUCGAUAUCAAACUAAGAAAGGACGAAAACAGAGAGUUGAUUGCGAGAUUGGCGAACUCGAAAACCGAUACCAGUUUAUUUCAGAGCAGUAGAAAGUUAGGCCAGGGACGAGAGACGAAGAGAGAGAAAUUGGGCAGGGCUCUGCGGGCGCAGCAGGCUGGCAUUGAUCUGGAUAGUGAUAAUGACGAUAUUUUAUUCGAGAAACGAGUCGUUCGUGAAGUUGGGGACAAAGUAUCUCCCGACGAGGACGAGGAUGAGGACGAGGAGGACGAUGGGCAACCAACACCAGGAGGAAUUUUCCAAGUGCCCGUGGCAAAGGCUGUCGCAGUGCAACCGGCGACAAUUGCUGUCGGAUCUGGGUUGAAAAGGCCGCUGGAUUUGGGAGAAGACGGCAAACCAGUAUUAAAGAAGAGAAAACGAAGAGGGGGAAUAAAGUCAAAGGUUUCACUCAUGCCGGAAAAGCCAGAAGAGCCAGAGUGGGAAGGGUUUAGUUCUGCGUCGGAAGCAUCGAGCAAUACAGACGAGGAUUCUCAAUCUAGUGCAGACGAGGAUGGACAGUCGGUGGUCUCGGGAGAGGAACAAGAAAAUGAUCAGUCAGAAUCGGGAUCUGAUUCUGAUUCAGAGGAGGAAGAUUCCGAAAAAGAAUCAUCAGAAGAUGAGAGUGAAGGAGAUGGUGAAGAUGAGAAGAAGGAGCGGUCUUCAGCUUUCAAAUCUUGGGCAAAUCAGCAAGUAAACGAAGCUCUGGGAUAUGAAACUGUAUCAAAUGUCGCAAUGGCAACAGAAACACCCAAAAUAGAAGGCUUCCAACCAAGAGCUCCAGAACAAGAUCCGCUUCCAAAUGAGUUGCAACCUACCACAAAUGUUACUAGAAAGGCGUUUAGUGUCCCAGUUCAGCGUACCUCUGAAAUUCAAACAGUUCGGCUGCAACUUCCAGUUGUCGCUGAAGAACAAAAGAUCAUGGAGGCAGUGCACAAUACCAAUCUGGUGGUUAUUUACGGGGCAACUGGAUCAGGAAAAACUACACAAGUUCCACAGUUUUUGUUCGAAGCAGGUUAUGGUUCUCCAAACUCACCAACACCAGGAAUGAUUGGUGUUACGCAACCUCGAAGGGUGGCGGCAGUCAGCAUGGCCAAGCGUGUUGGUGACGAAAUGGGAGACCAUGGUGAGAAAGUUGCUUAUCAAAUUAGAUUCGAGGGGACAGUGAAAGCACAGACUGCCAUUAAAUUCAUGACCGACGGUGUACUUCUGAGAGAAGUUGCACAGGAUAUUGCUCUUCGAAAAUAUUCAGCAAUUAUCAUUGAUGAGGCUCACGAAAGAAGUGUAAACACCGAUAUUUUGAUUGGCAUGCUCAGCAGGGUUGUGAAAUUACGAGAAGAGAUGGCAGCUGAGGAUAACUCAAUUAACCCUUUGAAGCUUAUUAUCAUGUCAGCUACAUUGAGGAUUACUGAUUUUACACAAAACAAGACGUUAUUUUCGAAACCACCGCCAGUACUUCAAGUCGAAGGAAGACAAUAUCCUGUCACAAUACAUUUCACCAGAAGAACGAAUCAUGAUUACGUUGAGGAAGCUUUUAGGAAAAUAAGUAAAGGUCAUCGAAAGCUUCCACCAGGUGGCAUUCUAGUCUUUUUGACAGGACAAAAUGAAAUUACCCAACUCAGCAAGAAACUCAAGGAAGCAUUCCGGAUUGGACACACUUCUUCUGGGCCGCAAGUUCGAAUCUCUGGUAAAGACGCGCCUAUUGAGGCGGAAGAUAUUGAUUUUGGCGAUUCUGUUAUGGAGCAAGACGACGACUAUGAUGAAGAUGAUGAUCUCGACAUCAAUGUCGAUGAGGAGGAUUUCAAAUUAGAGGGCGAAGAAGAAGAAUCCGGUCCCGCCAAGAUGCACAUCCUUCCACUCUACUCAUUGCUGCCAACCAGAGAACAAUUGCGUGUGUUUGAACCUCCACCUGACGGAUCUCGACUUGUUGUAUUAGCAACCAAUGUGGCUGAAACCAGUUUAACAAUACCAGGAAUUCGGUACGUUUUUGAUUGUGGUCGGUCAAAGGAGCGAAAAUACGAUAAAGAUACUGGUGUACAAAGCUUCGAAAUUGGUUGGAUCAGCCAAGCAAGUGCUAGUCAACGAGUUGGUCGUGCUGGACGUACCGGACCGGGUCAUUGCUAUAGACUCUACUCGUCUGCUGUGUACGAAAGAGACUUCCAAGAAUUUGCUGAGCCCGAAAUCUUGAGGAUGCCAAUUGAAGGUGUUGUACUUCAACUGAAAGCUAUGAACUUGCAGCAUGUUAUAAACUUCCCUUUUCCUACACCGCCUGAUCGCCAAAGUCUUGCAAGCUCAGAAAAGUUGUUAACAUAUUUGUCUGCUAUAUCUCCAACUGGCCAAAUUACAUCAACUGGUGCUACUAUGUCAAUAUUUCCACUAUCUCCUCGAUUCGCAAGAAUACUACUUGUUGGACAUCUACAUAAUUGCCUGCCAUAUACCAUCGCUUUGGUAGCCGGAUUAUCAGCAGCCGAUAUAUUUAUCCCAGAAAACCAAGUUGUUCCCGUCAUUCCACCCAAAGGGGAAGAUGAGCAUUUCACGAGCGCCGAUCGAAUCGCUGAGGACGCAAGAAAUACCAUCCGACGCCAAUUCAACAAGGCCCAAAAGGACUGUUGCUUCCUGGAUGACAAAUCAGAUGCCAUCAAACUCCUCCAAGUCGUUGGCGAAUUUGCUCAUGAGCCAACAGAAGAAUGGUGUCGAGAACAUUUCGUCCGAUACAAAGUGCUAAAGGAAAUCCUACAACUUCGACGACAAAUCACAGAUCUCCUCCGCACAAACAUCACCGCCUUCGCAGGCCUCAAAUACCAAGAGAAACUCGAUCCCCCAUCCACCAAACAAGUCAAGGCCCUCAAACAGAUGGCCGCAUCCGGCUUCAUAGACCACAUCGCCAUCCGCGCAGACCUAUCCCCCAACCCACCCGCCAUCCAUCGCAAACCAACCCGCGCAAUCGACGUCCCCUACCUUACCCUCUUCCCCACCCACCUCCGCAGCGACGACGAGGACAAAGCCGUCUACAUCCACCCCUCCUCUCCCCUGGCACACCUCAGUCCCCAAGAAUGCCCCGAUUACAUCGUUUACUCCUACCUCCAACGUGCUGCUCCUGCGGCCGCUACGCCGGAGAAGAUCCCGAGGACCAGAAUGCAUGCUCUUACUGAUAUCACUGGGGGCCAGAUUGCGGCGCUGGCGAAGGGGACCCCGCUGUUGCAUUAUGGGAAGCCGAUUAAGGAGGUUAUGAGGGGCAAGGAAGGAGAUGGGGGUGUGCGGGAGAUCUGGGUAAUUCCUUAUUUGAGGUCGGAGGGCACGGGAGGGGUUGGGUGGCCGUUGCCCGCGAGGAAGUUGGAGCAGAGGAAGGUUGCUGGGAGGGGCUGGGUUGUUGGUUGA